AUGUCUCCGUCAACGAAGGAAAAGACCAAUGCCGUUGCUGAGACUUCAUCCAUCCGGAGCACCUCGACCAUGUCGAGUCUCAAGGCCCUCUUGCCCACCAAGAGGCCCAACAAGGAGGAAAAGCCACGGCUCAGGCCUGAAACCAUCGAGCAGAAGGCUCUCCGGAGGGAAGCCUCCGCAGCGUACAUGGCGAUGAAGUAG
Rhinocladiella mackenziei CBS 650.93 is the source of this 201-nucleotide messenger RNA. RefSeq lists its product as uncharacterized. The transcript has a single exon. The record is from RefSeq and is a predicted model, not a curated record. NCBI's taxonomy places the organism in Eukaryota, Fungi, Ascomycota, Eurotiomycetes, Chaetothyriales, Herpotrichiellaceae. Bases 1 to 201 code for a protein of 66 amino acids.